Rhea pennata is the source of this 1667-nucleotide messenger RNA. It is a transcript of the gene PEF1, whose product is annotated as penta-EF-hand domain containing 1. Lineage: Eukaryota; Metazoa; Chordata; Aves; Rheiformes; Rheidae. Gene Ontology annotation, biological process: COPII vesicle coat assembly. Gene Ontology annotation, molecular function: calcium ion binding. The record is from RefSeq and is a predicted model, not a curated record.
AUGGCGGCCUACCCGGGGCAGGGCUUCCCUGGCGCCGCAGGACAAGCCCCCGGCGCCCCCCCGGCCGGCUGCUACGCCGGAGGCCCCUACGGCGGGGGGGCGCCCCCAGCCCCCGGGGGACCCUACGGGCCCCCACCUGCCCCGGGGCCCUACGGGCAUCCGCCGCCCGGCGCGCCCGGAGCCCCCCACGGAGGCGGCCCAGCUCCCGGAGGGCCCUACGGGCAGCCCGGUGCCGAUCCCUACGGAGCCCCCCCGACGGGGCCCUACGGAGGAGCCGCUCCGGGAGGUUGUGCCCCACCUGGCGUGGACCAGGAGGCCUUUUCGUGGUUCCAGGCAGUGGACACCGAUCGCAGCGGUUACAUCUCCAUGAAGGAGCUGAAGGCAGCGCUGGUCAACUCCAACUGGUCUGCGUUCGACAACGACACCUGCAUGCUGAUGCUGAACAUGUUUGAUAAGACCGGGUCGGGACGCAUAGACGUGUACGGCUUCUCGGCCUUGUUGCGCUUCAUCCAGCAGUGGAGAAACCUUUUCCAGCAGUACGACAGGGACCAGUCGGGCUCCAUCAGCUUCAGCGAGCUUCAGCAAGCUCUCUCCCAGAUGGGCUAUAACCUGAGCCCGCAGUUUAGCCAGCUGUUGCUGUCCCGCUACUCUCAGAGAUCCUCCAACUCCAGCAUCCAGCUUGACCGCUUCAUUCAUAUCUGCAUUCAGCUCCAGACCAUGACGGAGGCCUUCCGGGAGAAGGACAGGGUUGGUGGCAACGUGCGGCUGGGCUACGAAGACUUCCUCACGAUGGUUGUGACACGGAUGGUGUGAUGCCCUUGGCCAAGGCCAGCGUGGCUGCAAGGCAGCUGGGAGCUCUGCCCGGCUCUUCUGGAGGAGCUGCAAUCCCUCGGCCUCUCUGGCAAGGAUGCGUGUGAUGCUCCACCUGGAAGAAUGAAUGUUUCCCCCCCAGGCUGGGUCACUGGCUUGUGCUGCCUGAGCACCCCCGUGCUGAGGGCAGCAGUGAGGCCACGAGCUCCCUGUUGGGACUCCCAGCCAUCUGUGGCUUUGAUAAUUUUUUUUGUCCCCACUCGAAGGCAGUGGGUGCCUCCAUGCCAACCCGGAGCCCGGGUCUGCCAUGCUACGUGGUGCAGCAGCCAAACCAGUACUGAGCCCAUGCCAUGACCCCCAGGGAAUGCUUUGAUCUUUCUUUGCCAGACACAAGUUUUUACUUAAACCCCAGCUGCACCUAGCCUGGCAGGGUGUCUUCAGUGAAACAUCUCUUUCUUAGCAUGCUUUGGGGGACUCUUCUCCUAAAGUUAGUAACAUUUGCCUUGGGCAAGCCUUCGUCUGAAAGCAGCAAUGAGGGCACAGUGACUGCGGCGUUCAGGACCUGCUGAGAUCACUGUGCCCCAGUUGCCCUGCAGACUUUUCUUCCUUACCCAGGUGCACUUUUAACAGUACUUGUGGUCAAAGCGUCCUGCUCUUGCUUGGAAACAGCCUGACGUUGAUGGGCUGAGUGCUGUUCCCUCCGUGCUGCUAAACUGGGCUCUAGUCACAAACUGGAUCAUCGAACCCCUCUGUGCUGCCAAACGUAAUCUUGAUUUGUUCCUGAAUGCAGAGGCCAAACUCAAAAAAUGAAUUGGCGCUUGUAUUUCCAGUCCUUUAAUAAAACACCACGUGCACUG